Vespa mandarinia (Asian giant hornet) is the source of this 3050-nucleotide messenger RNA. RefSeq names its product Bromodomain containing 7/9 (gene Brd7-9). The record is from RefSeq and is a predicted model, not a curated record. Gene Ontology annotation, biological process: regulation of transcription by RNA polymerase II. Lineage: Eukaryota; Metazoa; Arthropoda; Insecta; Hymenoptera; Vespidae. Gene Ontology annotation, cellular component: nucleus.
AAAUUUCGAAUACACGUAUUCGUAUCGCGAUUGAACUCGUGAAAGCUCAUCGACGUUACGCCUGAAUCGAACGAAAGUAAUAAUUAUACAGUAAAUAAUUCAUUGCAAUUGGAUUGAACAUUAUAAAAAAAAUAAUUAUAAUUAUCGAUAAAGAAAAGAAAAAAAAAAGAAAGAAAAAAAAAAAGAAAAAACAAGAAAAAAAGGAGAAAAAGAUAGGAAAGAAAAAAAUCUGAAAAAAGGAAAAAAAAUUUCGAAAGUAAAUUUUGAUUUGUUUGUUAAAAUGUAACAGGAAACAUUGAUAUUGAAGUAUGAAAGCUUUGACUUUUUAACGACAUUGUAUUUAGAUCCACGAAGUGGCAUGUGCAAUAAUCGGACACAUCUAGAAAACUCGAUUUCACUCGAUUCUACUCGAUUCCAUUCGGUAGACAUUCCGCAAAGUAGUAUUUAUUACUUUCUGCAUCGCGAAUACAUAGUUCCAAUACUAUCUCAAGACUAAUGGUGUUUCUUUCUCUUUCUUACUUUUCGUUGGAUUUUCGCUGAAACAGCUGAUUGCUGUCGUUCUUUAAUCGUAUAUCGUCGGUGUGCGGCUUCUCUUUGUAACAGAAGGACAAUAUACGACAACGGACAAACCGCCUACUUUAAAAUUAAUUUUAAAGGUAGGAGGCAGCAGUGGGACUCCAGAAUACGGCAACGAUUCUCCAAGCCAAGGCAUUAUGUUAUCUCAGCACUACCAACAGCAACUAGGUAUAAAUUACUCUGUCACGCAAGGAGACUCAGAAUAUGAUAGGUACAUGGGUCACAAGAAGCUUAAAAAGAAAAAGAAGAAAAAGGAUAAACGGCACAAACAUCAUCACAAAGAUAAAAAGAGACGUAGAGAAGAGUCGAGUCAGGAAUCAGUGGGCGACGCGGACGAAGGUUUUGUCGAGGUACCCAAGAAGAUUCCAAAUCAACAAUUGUUAUCUCCUAGACCUUUAUCGAGCAAUGAACCUAGAAUCAAUGUUACUAAUCAAAUUAGUUCACUCUCGCCACAUCGCGAGCCUAGAACAUGCGUUCUUCGGAAAAUAGCAGAGCGUACGCCACUCCAAAGAUUAUUGGAACAUUUGUUAAGGUCAAUGGAAAAGCGUGAUCCACAACAAUUCUUCGCUUGGCCAGUGACCGAUAGUAUUGCACCUGGUUAUUCUCAAAUAAUAACAAAUCCGAUGGAUUUUAGUACUAUAAAACAAAAGAUAGAUGAUAAUAAUUAUCAAAAUUUAAAUGAAUUUAUAGAAGAUUUUAAGCUCAUGUGUAAUAACGCAACUACGUAUAAUCAUCAGGAUACUAUAUAUUAUAAGGCAGCCAAAAAAUUGUUACACGUUGGAUUAAAAAUGGUUACUCCAGAAAAACUUAGACAGUUAAGACCCGUUUUAACGUACAUGCAUGAUAUAUCAAAGGAGGAGCUUGGAUUUGAAUUAGGAGUUGAAGAUCCUAAUAAUCCAGACGUACUUGUUACCGAGGAACAAAUUGAAAGAGAAAGAGAACAAGAGGAAAGAAACGAGGAGGCCGAAGAAUUGCGAAAGGAAAAUCAAAGAAAAAUGAGAUUGGCGAGUUUGGGCAAAUUCGAAGCUAUACCGGACGAUUUAACACCCGAAGAAAUUCUUAAACAAGCACGUGGUGCUGCCAAAUCGGCGGCAGAUAAAUUAAGUUUAAAACGUUUAAACUCUAAAAUGGGAUUUUUGAGACAAAAAAAAGAUGGUACUACGAGUUUACAAAUUAUAGUACCUGGAGAUGGUGUUAUACCUGGUACCAAUCAAAGGCCAGUAUCGUUAGGGCAAUUAAUAGGAAAAUUGAAUCACGGUACUGGUGCAUUAGCCGGUUUCAGAGAAGAUAGAAGAAAUAUGUCGAAACCAGUUAAGCCAUUGUAUUAUGGAGCAUUUGGAUCUUAUGCUCCAAGUUACGAUUCCACUUUUGCUAAUCUUACUAAAGAAGAGACUGAUUUGGUUUAUCAGACUUACGGUGAUGAAACCGCUGUUCAGUACGCAGAAUCUAUUUUAGAUUUUGCAAAAGACUGUGAUUAUACAUUAACUAUGGUCGACGAUCUAUUGGAUAUAUUAACUGGUGGCGAUCAUAGAAAAACGAAAAAGUUUCUUGAAGAGAAAAGAAGGCUUAAAGAGGAAGAGGAAAAGAUUAAACAUUUAUUAGAGAAACCUAUGCAAGAUAUUAAUAAAAACAUUCCGUCAUUUGAGAAAGUUCGUGUGGAUAUCGAUCAAUUGAAAACAUUGUCGGAAUUGGGAAUUGAUAUGAAUUUUUUGGAAAAAUUAGAGGAGGAAUUAAAGUUCAGCGAGGAUCGUGCAACCUUACAAAGUCGUUUAGACGAUACUUCGCAGAUGUUGGGUCGUUUGAAACAAGUACAACACGAUCGUCUCUCGGCACCUCCACCAGCACAUUUAUCGAACGUUCCAAAGGCCUCGGAAACUGAAGUUGCCCUAGCCGAUAAGAUUACGGAUAAUCUUACGGAAAUAGCAAAGAAACUUCCACCGUCAGCUAUAGCACCAGUUGAUGGAUUACGUAGGGCAAUGGGUAUAGCACCUUUAGCUGGAGGUGAACCAAUGGAAGUUGAACCAAUUACUCAUAAUCCAGCAAUAGUUACGGAAAAUACAUUGUUACAAUCUAAUAAUGGCAAUCAAGUACCAACAAAUUUGUUACCACCGCCAUCGCCUAUUACAAAUACGAGUUUGUUAAGUCCAAACAGUCAACAAAAUCAAACUAUCAGUAUUGUUAAUCCGAAUCAAAUUCAAAUCGGUGUUACGCACAAUCAAAACUCACCGUCUUUGUUAAGUACGACGGAGACAUCGGGUGUUCCCGAUCUGGAAUCUGAACUCCGAGAGUUUUUGGAAAGCGAUCCUACAUUAGGACAUUCACCAUUACACGACGACAAAACGCUUGAAGAUAUAUUAUCGGAAUCAUAGUAUUUUAACGUGUGAACAUGCUUAAUGUUUAAGGAUACAUUGUACAUUUUAUUACAUAUUCACAUAAUAAUAGUAAUAAUAAUAAUAAUAAUAAUAAUAAUAAUA